Molecule: messenger RNA, 4001 nt
Organism: Momordica charantia (bitter melon)
Lineage: Eukaryota; Viridiplantae; Streptophyta; Magnoliopsida; Cucurbitales; Cucurbitaceae
Product: Phox (PX) domain-containing protein
Molecular function (GO): phosphatidylinositol binding
Source: RefSeq, a predicted model, not a curated record
AUUUCGCGAACGACGUAUCCGACCGUAGGACGAUUCUUCCCCUCCCGGCUCCCAUUCUUCGUGUCAUCUCUCUUUCUUGGCUAGCACCGAAACCUCACUCAAUCUGAUCCGGUGGAUGAUCUCUGAUCUCUCUAGUUACUCUUUUGUUCUUGUUGAUGUUGAAGCAAACCUUUCGUGAAUCCCUUAAUUCCACGAUUGGCUAUUAUUCCUCAAAUCUCAUGUUCCGGUUGAAAUUAUGCUCGCAAUCUAGUUCUUGUUUGAGCGUGAUACAAUUAACCGGAGGAAUUCUUUAUUAAUUCUAGUUUUUAGAUUUUGUUCUUCCUAUUUUUCUUGGAUUUUUCUUUCGAAGUCCUGUUUUUGGGUUUUUCUUCAUUUUUAAUGGUUUUCAAUGAUCAAUGGAGACGGGCCGUGUGAGGGCUUCUCGGAAGUCGCCUCUUCCGAUCCGUUGGAUCCGGCACCACUUUGGCGUACCCAGAAUGUCGACGGUGGCUCUGUUGCUUCACCAAUUUCUUCGAGAUAUUCGUCAUGCGGAGAUUCCGAGUUCGAGAGGUAUUGCAGCGCAAACUCGGCAAUGGGAACGCCAAUUAUGCGUAGCACGAUUACAACAUUCAACGACUUCUCGGAGUCUGAAUUUGGGUAUGCGAGGAACUUUGGAUUCAGCGAUGAUGGCGGCCUUGAGAACUUCAGUUUGGAAGGGAGUGAAAUGAAUUCGCUGGAUACGAAUAUAUUAGGCUACAGAAAGAUGGAGCUGCGUGAUAAAGUCACUACGGAAGAGUCGAGUAUGAAGUGUCGGUCUCACGGGUUGAAUUUGUAUGGAACGGGUGAGUUCAUGGAUUCACUUGAAGCUAAUGAGGAAAUUUUGUGUUGGAAGGUUGAGAGCACAUCGGAUUUAUUGAGUGGUGUAGGUAUGACUAAUGGAUCGGAGAAGGUAGAGAGCAGCGAAGGCGAGAAAGAAGGGUCCAUUAUAGGGAAAAAAGCCAGUGAAUUGGGAAUGGCGGGGGGUGCUGUUCUUGGAGAAGCAACAAGCGAAGAAGUUCAUGUGGGAUGUUUAGAGAGAAGUGCGGUUGAGAAUGGUAUGAUAUUAGGACAAAGGUUUGAAGAACGUCUUCUACCUUGCAUGGUUGAGAAAGAGUCUAAUGGUGAAUUGGAUAUGGAAGUUGAUAGAUCCCAAAAUGAGCAUUCGGAGAGUGAGGAUUCAAUGUAUAAUUUUUUGUCCGAUGGUGAUCAUAUGGAUGAAACCUUCCUGCUUAGAAAUGCACGCUCUUUCCCAGAAACUAACACGGUGAAUGAAAAUCCAUUGCUUAUCAAUUCAUCCGUAGCUUUUGGUUCCGACGAUUGGAAUGUUUUUGAGUGUGAAACUCAGGGAUUCUCUCCAAAUUACUUGACUGUGGACACAUUACAGGAAAGGAAACAUCAGAAUCUGAAUUCUUCUUCUAUGACUGUAAAUGGUGAUCAAAUUGUUAGUGAAAUGGCUAGAGAAGAUGGGACACAGAUGCUCUUAGCCUGCAAAGAAGAUCAAGCUAGCACAAAUUUUCUGAAGAAAGUAAACAGUAGUCAUGGGGAUUGUAUGAUUGUCCCAACUGUUGGAAGACCAAAGGAAAUGGUUAAAGUGAGGGACAUUCCCGUGGCUAUCUGUCAAGUCCAGGCUUCUAAUGAGUUGAAGGAAAUCACAAAUAGUACUUUUUUAACUGAAGAUGAUUUCUCAUACGGUGUUGAAUUAGAUCAAGAUGCAAAGGAUAUAUUUGUUGUUAAUAAUCAAGCAGGAGAUGCUGAUAAAAAUACAUAUAAUAAUGAAUGUCUUGUUGGUGAUAUUCCUGGAAUUGAUAUAGGAACAGAGAAAUUUCCAUUCAAGCAGCAGACAUGCUCUGUGGACAGUAAUUCAGUUGAGCAACCUCAAAUUCUAGAAACUGAGGAUAACAGUGGGAUGGUACACCAAGGCCUAGAAAGCCAAGGACGUGGAGAUUUGAAAGUCAAAUUUGACCCUCUCAGUAAUAUUUUAACUAAUCGACCUUCUACUCAUGCUAGUGAAGGUUGUGAGGAUAUGGCACAUUCCACUUUAGUACCUGAAUCAAAAGGUCAUCUUUUGCCAGUUGAGUUAGCAAAACGUGAUUUAGAUGACUUCUAUGAUGAAGUUGUACAUGAAAUGGAAGAAAUACUACUUGAAUCUUGUGACUCUCCUGGGGCUAGAUUUACUCAUAGAUAUAAGAUGUCUCAGUCACUACCAUCUUUACCAUUAAGAGAUGGAGGAUCAACUGCAUCUAUUUCAGGAACGGACAAUUAUGAUCCAAUUAACCCAGAAAACUUGAAAUUUGAUGGGGUUGAAGUGAUUGGGGCAAGACAAAAGAGAGGGGAUGUAUCACUCAGUGAAAGACUAGUUGGGGUGAAGGAGUACACUGUAUACAAAAUUAGAGUAUGGAGUGGCGAGAAACAGUGGGAUGUUGAACGCCGCUAUCGAGAUUUCUAUGCACUAUAUUGUCAAUUGAAAUCAUCAUUUGCUGAUCAUGGCUGGACUUUACCCUCUCCCUGGUCCUCUGUUGAUAAUAGAUCAAGAAAGUUAUUUGGCAGUGCUUCUCCUGAUAUUAUUGCUGAAAGAAGUGUUUUGAUUCAAGAGUGUUUAUGUUCUAUUCUUCAUUCAAGAGUUUCAUCAACAAAUCCAAGUGCAUUAAUUUGGUUUUUGUCCCCUCAAGAAUCAAACUCCCAUUCUCCUGCAUUAGGUACUGCAGUACCUCGAUCAUCUGAUAUUGCAAGGGUGACUGACACACAGAAUUUGUCCUCUUUGGGGAAAACCAUAUCACUUGUUGUUGAAAUUCAACCAUACAAAUCUACAAAACAGAUACUGGAGCUGCAGCAUUAUGCUUGUGCUGGAUGUUACAGACAUUUUGAUGAUCAGAAAACUCUGAUGAAAGGCUUUGUACAGAGCUUUGGAUGGGGCAAGCCACGACUCUGCGAUUACACCUGCCAGCUGUUUUGUUCUUCAUGCCAUACGAAUGAGAUGGCAGUCAUACCUGCAAGAGUUUUACAUCAUUGGGACUUCGCUCGGUACCCUGUUUCUCAGUUAGCUAAGUCCUACUUGGAUUCCAUACAUGAUCAGCCCAUGCUUUGCGUCAGUGCUGUUAAUCCUUCUCUCUUCUCAAAGGUUCCAGCUUUGCUUCAUGUUAUGGGUGUGAGGAAAAAAAUUGGAGAUAUAAUUUCAUAUGUUCGCUGCCCAUUUCGUAGGUCAAUUAACAGGGGACUUGGUUGCCGUAGAUAUCUUGUCGAAAGCAAUGAUUUUUUUGCACUUAGAGACCUCAUUGAUCUUUCCAAAGGGGCAUUUUCAGCAUUACCUACUAUCCUGGAAACUGUCUCGAGGAAAAUCUUGGAGCACAUAGAGGAGAAAUGCCUUGUGUGCUGUGAUGCUGGUGUUUCAUGUGCUGCUCGACAAGCAUGUAGUGCCCCAUUGUCUCUCAUUUUCCCUUUUCAGGAAACUGAGAUGGAGAGAUGUGCAUCAUGUGAAUCUGUAUUCCAUAAACCUUGCUUUGCAACGCUCAGCAAAUGUUCUUGUGGGGCACGCCUUAGAGUUGAUGACACCGAAGGGCUCUCGACGAAGGUAGGCCAUGGAUUAGGGAUGGAUGCUGAGGAAAGUGGAGCUGUCGUCUCGUUUCUGGCAAAAUCAACUUCCAUUUCGCCUUUGAGAUCUCUCUCAGGCCUGUUUGGAAAGUCAAAUCAAACAACAAAAGAACAUAAAGAUAAUGAGAAUAUCAUAUUGAUGGGUUCUUUGCCUACUACUUCCCUCUGAUCAGGUGUGCCUAUUUUUGUAUCAGUUACUAUUCUUUGAUAAUUCCUAAGCUCAUUUUUCAUCAAUCUGUUGGAUGUAUGUUAAAAUAAACAUGUUUUCUAAUCAAUGAGAUGUAUAUUGUAAUAAUUUUCUAGGUGAUGAUCAGUGUGUUAUUUUUUUACUUAUUGAUUCUUUGUAUAACCUGUUUCUCGAAGUUAAGGGCAGCAACAGUGGUACUUGUUCUGAA